AUGAAUACGUCAUUUGGAAACGAUGCCAAUCAGAAACAAAUUCUUGCACAGCACACAUGGGAAGUCGAUUAUGUACCAAAACUGAUAAGGACAAAAAGUGUCAUAAUGAAAGACACAAAUCAUCUUGACUGUGACUGGCUUGUCACUGCCAUCGGAGACUCGGAGGCGAUGAGUGGAGGCCAUUCCUCUCAUCCGCAAGGGGGGGGGGAUGAGGUGAGCGGCUUCUCUCCCUCGUCUCCGCCCGUUCCCUCCCCAUUGCUCUCCGGCCGGAAUAAAAGAAGCGAGGAAAUGAGGGGCGGAGCCUCACUUCCACAGGCUGCAAAAGAUUAA
Messenger RNA from Knipowitschia caucasica, 330 nucleotides. NCBI's taxonomy places the organism in Eukaryota, Metazoa, Chordata, Actinopteri, Gobiiformes, Gobiidae. The record is from the annotation of a GenBank genome assembly.